CUAGAGAGUUACCUCCCUUGAAGUAUAUCCGUUUCUUUUUAUUUACAUUGUUUCCUCGAAGAAAUAUAACACAAUAAUAGAAAAAUGCCGAUCGAUUAUAUAGGAACCGCUUAUUCAGCCACCUUGAUUUUAGGGGGCAUCAUGGGUUAUGUUAAGACUGGAAGCGCAAUAUCAAUGGCUGCUGGAAUUAGCACAGGUACCCUGGCUGGAGUUGGUGCAUACCAGAUGUCUAUGGACCAUAAAAAUGCUGGACUUAGCUUAUGUGUCAGCACUUUCAUGACAGCUUUGAUGGGGUACCGUUUUGCGAUGACAAGGAAAAUAAUGCCAGCUGGUGUCAUCGCAGCUGCAAGCACACUUGUUUCACUUCGGAAUGGUAUGAACCUUUAUAUGAAGACUUGAAGAAUUUGGUGCAAGAGAGGGAACAAUAUCAAUCAUCAUUAGUGAGGAACUCAAUGUCCUGAAAGAGUAGGGGUGGGGAGAAAGAAUUAUAAUUUUAAAAAAUCAUUCGUUAAUAGAACUUAAUUGCUUCUCUGCUUUUUGACAAUAAAUUUUCUUUUUUUUAAUCCAAUGUA
Messenger RNA from Octopus sinensis (East Asian common octopus), 572 nucleotides. Its product is annotated as transmembrane protein 14C. The transcript has 4 exons. Lineage: Eukaryota; Metazoa; Mollusca; Cephalopoda; Octopoda; Octopodidae. The record is from RefSeq and is a predicted model, not a curated record. The coding region runs from base 85 to 399 and encodes 104 amino acids. Gene Ontology annotation, biological process: regulation of heme biosynthetic process. Gene Ontology annotation, cellular component: mitochondrial membrane.